This is a messenger RNA of Ceratosolen solmsi marchali, 1266 nucleotides long. RefSeq names its product ubiquitin like 3 (gene UBL3). The coding region runs from base 213 to 581 and encodes 122 amino acids. The transcript has 4 exons. The record is from RefSeq and is a predicted model, not a curated record. NCBI's taxonomy places the organism in Eukaryota, Metazoa, Arthropoda, Insecta, Hymenoptera, Agaonidae. Gene Ontology annotation, molecular function: protein binding.
GUGUGCGAGUGUAGGCGAGCAAGAGAUACAAAGAAGAGGAAAGACCGAAAGGACUUUUCCAGCUCGGCCGCUGGAGCGAGUGAGAGGGAAGAGAGGAGGCAUAGGUGAGGAAGAGGAGUCGCGCGUGUGUGCGUAGACGCCCGCCCGUGUUGGAGAGCCCGAGCCGCGGAGCCUACCCCGAGUAGGCGCCCUCUCGCCCGGGUAUCACAACGAUGAAUUCGCGAAACAUCCCCUCGGACAAGAUAAACCUGCGCCUCAUCCUCGUCAGCGGCAAGACAAAAGAAUUCCUAUUUAGCCCGAGCGACUCCGCGGGGGACAUCGCCCAUCAUGUCUUCGAGAAUUGGCCGGAAGAUUGGGCGGAGGAGGCGGUGGCCAAGGCGGAAAUCCUGCGGCUGAUAUACCAGGGCCGCUUCCUGCACAGCAAUGUGACGCUCGGCGCCCUGGGCCUCCCUUUCGGCAAGACAACGGUGAUGCACCUCGUGCCGCGGGAGAACCUCCCCGAGCCCAAUUCUCAAGAUCAGCGGCAAAAGAGCAAAGGCGGUGGUAGCAGUUGCUGCUCGGCGUCCUGCUGCAUCCUGUAAGGGGGGGGUGGGACGGCAUGCGGCACGACCCCUUCCUAGGCGAAACAACGAUACGACAACCAUAAAGCUCAUCCAAACAGACACCAGACAACACCCACGUAUACCUAGGCCACGGGAGCGAGCAAAAGGGUGACGGAGACGCGUACGAACGCUCGCUCGACGAAGAGGUCGCGACGUCGACUGUCCACCCCUCGAGCGUUCUCACGGCCGCGCGACUCUUGCGGGCUGGAGGAGGCACAGGGAGGUCAAUAUGAGCCUCCUCCCAGAGUCUGGGACUCGGCCCCGAGCGACGCGAGAUCGCGCGACAAGCGGAAUGCCUUCGACGGCCGUCGUAGCUGGUGUCACGGGAGUCGCAACGGGACGCUCGAGUGUUUAACGGCCGACGCGGAUUUCGGCUCGACCCUCUUCGUCCUCUUCGUGGAAAAGGAAGAGAUCUCUAGGCGUACGGCGUUCGGCGCCGAAGUUCCUCGCUUAGGCCGCAUAUCCCCGUGCCAGACCCCACCCAAUCCCGAGAUAAAUUUAACGAUUAUAGCAUGUACAUAAUAAAGAAAGAGAAGAGGAUGAAGCGAGAUAUAUAGCGAAAAGCAUGAGCCUCUGCUCGAUCGCAGGUUUAUAAUAAUGAGUGAGCGCUAAUAUCAAGCGUCGCUACUUUAUUCUCUCACUCUCUCUCUCUCUCUCUCUCUCU